Molecule: messenger RNA, 1445 nt
Organism: Hemiscyllium ocellatum (epaulette shark)
Lineage: Eukaryota; Metazoa; Chordata; Chondrichthyes; Orectolobiformes; Hemiscylliidae
Gene: ctsl.1
Product: cathepsin L.1
Exons: 9
Coding region: 58-1053 (331 amino acids)
Biological process (GO): immune response
Cellular component (GO): lysosome
Molecular function (GO): cysteine-type endopeptidase activity
Source: RefSeq, a predicted model, not a curated record
GUUUUAGUUGACUGGAGUCUAGUCUCAAUAGAUCUCUGGUAAAAAGACAUCUACAGAAUGAAGUUUGUGAUUUUAGUAGUUACUGUGGCAUUGGCGAAUGCUCUCAACCUCUCUAUUGAAGAUUUGGAAUGGAUUGCCUGGAAAAAGAAGUUUGGUAAAUUGUACUCUUCCCUCAAAGAGGUAGAGUAUCGUAAGGAGAUCUGGCUGACUAACUGGAAGACGGUUAUAGUGCACAAUAUGCUGGCAGACCAGGGGCUGUAUAAUUAUCGACUGGGAAUGAACGCUUUUGCUGACCUGAAAAAUGAAGAAUAUAAAAAAUUGGUGCUUGGCAACUGCUUGAGAAACACAAAUUCCACAAAGCAUGCCACAUUCCAUUCUUUGCCCUUUAAUAAUGUUGAUCUUCCAGACAGAGUGGAUUGGAGAGAUAAAGGCUAUGUCACUCCUGUGAAAAACCAAGAGGAUUGUGGUUCGUGCUGGGCAUUCAGUGCAACUGGAUCUUUGGAAGGACAGCACUUUAGGAAAACUGGUAACUUAGUUUCUCUGAGUGAACAGCAGCUUGUUGACUGCUCCAGUGAUUAUGGAAAUUCUGGCUGUGACGGUGGAUUCAUGGAUAAUGCAUUUCGUUACAUAAUAAUGAAUGGAGGAAUCGACACUGAAGAAUCGUAUCCAUAUACAGCAGAGGAAGGAUUAUGCAGCUUUAAUCCAGAAACUAUUGGUGCUGUAUGCAAUGGGUAUAUUGAUCUACCCGAGGGAAGUGAGGCUUAUUUGCAAAUGGCAGUAGCAGACAAUGGACCAAUCUCCGUUGCCAUUGAUGCAGGUCAUCUAUCAUUCCAAUUAUAUUCCUCAGGUGUCUAUGAUGAGCCCUUGUGUAGCAGUGAAGAGCUGAAUCAUGGUGUUCUGGUUAUUGGAUAUGGAACAUUACAUGGAAAUGACUAUUGGCUGGUUAAGAACAGCUGGGGUACAGACUGGGGCGAUGAAGGAUUUAUUUACAUGUCAAGGAACAAGAACAAUCAAUGUGGAAUUGCGUCUGCUGCCAGCUUUCCUGUGGUUUAGUCUAAAUUUUGAAAUUCGCAGUAAUUCCAAAAUGGUGCCAUGGUGGAUACUGAAGGAUGCUAAUAUAAAAUAUUAUAUCAUAUAGCAUAUUUUUGAACCCCAAUCACUUUUAAUAAAUUGUAUAAUGCAUUAUAAGCCAUUGCUGGAUACAUUUUGUUUUGCUAGUUUAGUUUCUCAUAGGCAAUGAAACCUUAUUGUUUAUGCAUGUACUGAGCCAUAGUAUUUUGAGGUUUUUUUUGAACAAGAUUUGUACAUUGGAGAUGUUCAUACACAUUUUUAUGACAUUAUACUUCAGUCCAUUAUACUCUCCAAGAUAUUCUGGAAAGUUAACUGGAUUUAUCUGGUUCUGCUAUUGAUGUACGUCGCAAUAAAUAUGUCAUUUUUAACUUCAA